Messenger RNA from Metopolophium dirhodum (rose-grain aphid), 4196 nucleotides. Its product is annotated as GTPase-activating Rap/Ran-GAP domain-like protein 3. Gene Ontology annotation, biological process: activation of GTPase activity; regulation of small GTPase mediated signal transduction. NCBI's taxonomy places the organism in Eukaryota, Metazoa, Arthropoda, Insecta, Hemiptera, Aphididae. The coding region runs from base 1247 to 4150 and encodes 967 amino acids. Gene Ontology annotation, cellular component: cytoplasm. Gene Ontology annotation, molecular function: GTPase activator activity. The transcript is spliced from 23 exons. The record is from RefSeq and is a predicted model, not a curated record.
GUACAUGUUAUCUAGUGAUUUCCACUUAUUCCAUUUAAAUUGUAUUCGAACGACUAAAGUGAGAAAUUAUUUCCGAUUAUUAUAGUAUAAUUAUAUAUUUUGUUAUUAUUAUAAUAUCUUCUAAAUACAUCUAUCCAGCACUAGUCUGCAAAACAUGUUGUAGGUAUUGUAUAUGUUUGUUAUAAGUAUAUUGACGCUUACAUUACUACUCAACAUUAUACUUGAAAGUUGAAAUUACUUACAUAAAAUUAUUUACUCGACAAUCGGCAUCUUGCCUGAUAAUAUAAAUAUCAUACUAUUGACAUGGGGUACAAACUUUUAUUUAUUUGAAUCUCACAAUAGGUAUAUAAUAAUAUUAUUGUGGCCGAGUGAAAGACAACAAAUGACUAAUACAAAAACCAUUAAAACCAUAUUAUAUUAUAUCAACGUGCGUUCGGGUAUAAUUAUUUUUGGAAAGUCGUUCGGUCGGACUUAGACAACGUUGGCGACGUCUGUCGGUGGACUUUGGCGACUGGGGUAACAAUCGGCUGUUCGCCGACGGGCGCCGAAAACGGUCGGCGGCGGCGGUCGCGGUCCACUAGGUGGCGGCGCGCGGGCGUCACGCCGUGGCGUGCCGGCCGGCUGUUGAUAGGGCGGCACGCGCACGUGUUGAACAGUGCAAAUCCGUCGUCGGUCGACCGCUGUCGUCCGAUACGCGAUCCCUCCCGCCGCCGACGAAGUAUUUUUUUUCUCCCCAGUUCGAUUCGUCCGCCGUCCGGUUUCGUUGUACCCAAAAAACGGACGUGGUUCGCGAAUUAAUAAUUGUUAAUGUCGUCGUAAAACUCCGUACGUACACGCUUUAUGUGUGCACAUAUUUUAGGGUAUUAGCUGGCAAUCGCCCGGCAACGUUCUGUGUUUGGUUGUCGCUGAGACGACUUAGAUCGGAUAGAAAAUAUUAUGUGAUAUUAACAUUUAAAAAAAAAAAAAAACAGUAACAAUAUAAAGGUAUUCGAGUAUUCAUUCCAAAUAUAACAAAAGUCGAAAAUCGCGGGAAACUCGUGACAAACUCUCCUCCGCCCGCGACGUUCAACCGAUUUGUAAGAGCCGCGUGCCGGAACACCCGUCGGACUGUCAUUGCCGUAAUAUCAUUGUUGUCGUUGUUGUCGUUUCCAACACGGACUCGCGAGCGUGGCGACGGCGGUCGUCCGUCGGAGGCGGCGGCGACGGAUCAGCCGGCGACGCCGAACGGACGUCGUCGGCGACCACCAUGAAGCUGGUGUCGCGUCUCCGAGGCGUGGACAACAGGGACGGUCAACAGCAGCCGCCGCCACCGCCGUCCACGUUACCGGGUGGCCGGCGGCUGAGCGUGGCCGCCGCCCCUCCCCGCGCCGCGUCAUCCACUGGCAUCAUAGCGGCCAGGGACCGGUCCAGGUCGCUGUGCGUCGAACGGCUGGGCCUGGCCACGCUCCUUCACCCGGCCGCCAUACCGGUCAGAGAGCUCAACAGGAGGCGGGCCUCGUCCGCACUAUCGUCGUCUAAUGAUCUCAUAUCUAGACGUGGUGUCUUCAGCAGGCGUCAUUACGGUUCUGUUGAAUUAUUACCCCAAUUGGAUGCAUCUGGCCAAGAUCCGGGAGGAAGAAGAUUUAGAAUCGAAAAUGGCGAUUCUCUUGGAGAAAAAGAAGAGAUAUUUGGAUCACCUUGUACUCCAGUUCUGGAAAAUCCAGAAUUUCAGACAAGAUGGUACUUUAAAUACUUUUUGGGAAAAUUGCACCAGAAUUAUGUUGGAUCGGAUGUGGAUAAGUUUCCAUUUUUUUUAUCCAUUGUGCUGACGGAUGCUAAUCAUCAGUGCGUGCCUCAAUAUAGAGCGAUAUUAUGGCGCAAAACGGGAGCACAAAAAAUCCUGUUACCUCAUACUCCACACAAGCCAAUGACAGUCAAGCAAAUUUUGAGUAAUUUUCCGGCUAUGGAUAAGUUAGAGAAAGGUCCAAAAGAAAUAUUUUCACCAGAAAUUCAAAAGGAUUUGUUGCUUUUGGAAGAACAAGAAGGAUCGGUGAAUUUCAAAUUCGGCGUGCUGUACACCAAACCCUGUCAACUAACCGACGACGAGAUGUUAAGCAACGAAAACGGCAGCGAAGAAUUCAAUCAAUUCGUAUCGUUAUUGGGCAACAGGGUACGACUGAAAGGAUGGGACAAGUACCGGGGAGGAUUGGACGUAAAAGGAGACAUGACGGGCGAAUAUUCGGCGUACACGAUAUACGAAGGGCACGAAAUCAUGUUUCACGUGUCCACAAUGUUGCCGUAUUCCAAGGACAACCGACAGCAGGUGGAACGCAAACGUCACAUUGGAAACGACAUCGUCAACAUUGUGUACGUGGACGGGGGUGCGACGCAAAUGUCUCAGUUCAACCCCGCGUUCAUCAAGUCACAGUUUACACAUGUUUUUGCGCUGGUCGCGUACGAUUCGUCGGACAACAGCUAUAAGUUGGUGGUUUACUCCGAAGAAUCUGUACCACUCUUUGGUCCAUCGUUACCGUGUCCUCCAGUCUUCAAAGUGCCUCAAGAAUUCAGAGAAUUUCUCAUUGUCAAAAUGAUAAACGGUGAGAAAGCAACGUUCAAUACACCCACAUUUGCGAAAAAACGAGAGCGAACACUCGACAUGCUCAUCAAAGACCUGUACUCAGACUACAUGUCGGAUUCUAGUAAAGUGGCAAUGUUGAACAGACGGGCGUUCAGCGACGUGUUGCCGGACCCGCCGCGAAGCUCGCGGCGCAAAGAGGAGGCACGGCAGGUGGAGUUCGUACGGAUCGGGCAGGCGCUCAAGCUGGACACCAUCGUCAAAGGGGAUGCGCCCACCAGCCUGGCCACCACGGGGCUGUUCAAGCGGGCGCCCUGGGAACCGCAGUGCUUCUACCCGGACUUUGGCCACGAUAUAGUGUGCGGCGACUCGUGGGCCGACACCCGGCUGGUCAUCAGCACCGAGAACAGCGGCGUGUUCGUAAUCGAAGACAGCGUGUCCCAGAGGCAAAUCUUCGACAAGACGAUACAAGCCAACCAGUUGAACAUCGUGGAAGCCCACGGUAUCCUUCUGUUCAGGACCGAAAAAGGGCGCGACAGCAAGAUAUACGUGUUCAGACUGUCUGAGUUCGAUGCGGACAUGCAGACGGAAGUAAAAAGCAAACCGGACCUCAAAGAUCAUAAACUAGAACGCACGAGGGGCUGCAGUAUGUACGCGAUUAGUAAGCCCGGUGGUUCGAGGCUCAAAAUGGUAAUCUGUGUGAACCGAAAACUGACGCUGAUGCAGUGGAAACACUCGGCCGCCUGGACAGCUUGGUGCCCGGCCAGCGACACGGACACGGUCGAAGGGUUCAUGUAUCUGAGGGAAUUCCAAAUCGCCGAACAGCCGUCGAUCAUCACGCUGAUUGAGUCGGCCGUUGGUGGAAACUCGGACGCGUGCAGCAUAUGCGUCGGAUACAAACAUCAAUUCGACAUCAUAACCGACGGAUCGGGCACCGCCCGGCGGUUGUUCGCCGUCCAGGAGGGCACCAAAGCUCACCUGGUGUCGGCCACCGAUCUCUACGAGGACGAGGAACCUGAGUUGCUGUUGUGCUAUAACAACACUUGUCAUUUUCAAAAACUUAGCGAAACGAACAAUACGACCGAAUUUGAUUUCCAUUGGAAUUCCAUUCCGAAAGACAUAGUGUGUUCCUUCCCGUACAUCAUAGCAUUUACCACGGAUACAAUGGAAAUCAGACUUAUAAUCAAUGGCAAUCUUGUUCAGACUAUGGCUAUGCCGAAACUAAAAUUAAUUUGUUCCAAGAACGACAUAUAUUUUGCAACUACUGCUCCAGAAUUUUUCCAUGGGAAAAUGGAGAGACUGCAAAUGGACCAACAGAAAGCAGAACGAGAAAGCAUGUCACCGCCUGCUUCGCCACACUUGUCUCCGGAAACUAAACCGCUUCGCCUGUACCGGAUACCUUUGAACGCGCUCACCGGCGUGGUCGGUCCAUACGACCGGAAAUGCGUCAACGAGGGCGACGACUCGAACGAGAACAAGACCGUCGAGAACCUCAAACUGUCGGAGAGCAAGUCCCGGACGUCGGCGAGCAGGAGCUGCACAGCAUCGCCGACGACAGGUCUGAACGCGACUAAUCUGCUGCUGCACAAGACAUAAACGUUCCGCCGGUGGUUACUCACAAUAAAAAAAUAAUGCAAAAAUA